CUUUCAGGACGUAUUGUUAACUAAUAUGGCGCUUCCUAUAACAAUCUAGCAGUUAUAAGUCAUGAAGAAUAUGCUAAUUGAGUAAAGUGGGAAGUUUGAGGCUGUAAUUCUACGUUAAAGAUAUGGAAACCGUGUCAAACAACUCGGGUUAUUCUGGUUCACAACAACCUCGUUCAUCAUCUUCUUAUCUGUUAUCAUCAACGACAUCAUCAACUUCAACGUUCAUUACACCCAACACACAUGAUUCUUCACCUUCGAUAACUGAUCAAAUCAAUGCAACUGGUACUACCUCCACUUCUGUUACUACAACCACUACUACUACUAUGUCGAACACAUCUACGUCUGGGAAAUCAACUUAUACACUCGGAAAAGAAAUUGAAAUUGCAUUAGGAAGUGGUGUAUCCGAAGAAGAUAAAAAAUUAGCUAAAAAUGACAAAAAUGCUGUUGAUUUUGUAUUUGAUUAUUGUAAAUUAUGGUGUAAAACAUGUAAGGAUUUAGUGUUAACUUUAGAAAAACGUGCAACUGCUGAGAAUGAAAGUACACGUAUUAUUAUGAAACAAUUUCAAAUAUUAGAAUCAAGUACAACUAAUCAGAAUGGUGCACCAUAUAAAAAACAAACACUCAAUUUAUGUCGAAUGAUGAUUGAACAUUGUAAAGAAAUUGAAGCGAAUAAUUCCAAACGAUGCAGAGAACUUUUAGAGGUAUUAAAUCGUCAACGUACUUUAUUUGAAAAAACCAGGAAAUUUCUUAAAGACAAAUGGAAAGCAGAUGUAAAACGUAUGUUAGAUGCUGAAAAUAGUUUGUUUAAAACAAAAACAACAUAUUAUCAACGUUGUCAAGCUGGUGUAAAAUUACGUGAAGAAUUAGCUACAGCACAAAAUCUUCUAAAUGAAUUAUCUGCUUCUCUUAUGCAAUCAUCGUCAGUUUCAUUUAGUGGUACAUCUACGUCAACAGGAACAACACCAUCAUCAUCAUUUUCAUCUGUUACGAUAAUGCCACCUACACAAACAAAUGUAUCAGGUUUACCUGUUUAUACUGCUGGGAAUUCAUAUUCAUCGAAUCUAAUGAGCUCAACUGCUGGAAGUAAUGCAAAUUUAACACAAGAUUUAUUGAAUGAUUCAAAUAUUGGUGAAUCAAAUCUAUCAAAUCCAACUUCAUCAUUAUCAACUUCUACAUCAAACCAAGUUGCUAAACAAAGAGUAAAAGUUGAACGAUUAGAAAAACAAUUAGGUGAUAAUGACAAAAAGGAAAUUGAACUGAUGUAUGCUUAUCGUGAAGCAGUAGAUAUUGCAAAUCAUCGUUUAUGUGAACUGGAAAAAAGCAAGAUUGAGAUUUUAUGCGAUACACGUUUAACCAUAACAAAAAGUGAUGAAGUUGUUAAAGAUUCUUUAGCGGAAUUAUUAAACCAUUUGUUUACAACUCGUUCAUUAAUGAUAAAACAGUAUGAAAUGAUUGCAAAUGCUUAUCAAGAUUAUGUACCAUGUAGUGAUUAUCGUACAUUAGUUGAAUCACAUAUUCAAAAAGGUACUGAAUUUAUUCCGGAAAAAUAUCAUUUCGAUGGAUUUCAUGAAUCAAAAUUGGAUACAAGUCGUUUAACAAGUAGGUUGGGUAAAGAUUCCGGUGACUCUACUUUAGAUAUAUUUUCUGCACAUCGUAAUCUCCUCUCAUUACAUUCAGACUCUGAUUCUGAUACAGAAACAACAGAUUUGCCAUUAAAUACAACUGGACGAAAUAGUACAAGUCUUAGUGUUAUUACUGGAGGAAGUAGUAGUAGUGGUGGAAUCGGUAAUACUGCUAAUAGUAGUAGUAAUAAUAAUAGUCUCAGCGGUGGUGGAGUUGCAAGUGGUAUAGUGUCAACAAGUAGUAAUGUUUUGUCAACUAUUGUUGAAUUUGGAUCUAAUCUAUUUCGACCAGAUUCUAAAAAAUCAAUACGUAAUAAACGUUCAACAACAAAUAGUCUUAGUAAUUCAUCAGUCCCACCAAUCAAUCCGAUAGAUAAUUUAGAAACAAUAGCUAUUCAUGAAGCUAAUUUAGAAAGAGAAUAUUUAUCUGCAUGUUAUCCAGUAGCCAGAUGUAUUGCAGCGAUUGAAAAACAAGAAAAUGGUCUAGCAACACAUGGAAUUUAUCGUGUACCAGCGUCUAAAGCAAAAGUUUCUAAUCUAAUGGAUUUGUUACAAUCUAAUCAAUUAGUUAGCAGUGAACAAAUUCAAAAUGAUAUCGACUUGUUAAGUCAAGAACAUCCACUUACAUUGGCUAGUCUGGUGAAAACACAACUGAUUGCCUUACCUGAACCAUUACUGACAUACAAUCUUUAUCCGAAUUUUGUUGAACUUGGAAAGGCGUUUGACUUGGUUGAUUCAAAUAUAACUGAUGAACUGAUGAAACGUCUUCAACUAUUGAUUAAUCAUUUAAGUCCUGGUAAUCGUCAAUUAGCUGGAUUAAUUUUCCAUCAUUUACACAGAGUUGCUGAAUGUCAGUCGGAAAAUCAAAUGGGAGCUGUUAAUUUAGGUACAAUGUUUGCUCCAACAGUAUUACGUCAAAGACCUAAAUUUCAAGUAGCUAAUAUGAUGGAAUUCAUGGAUAAUAAAGGUCAGACAAAAGUUGUUGAAUUAUUAAUUGAUCGUGUUUUUCAAGUAUUUGGUUCAUCAGAACAAUAUGAUCCAAUCAAAUUAAUUACAGCGCAUAUUACAUCAAAUGAUGAUAAAACUACCAUAGCUGAUUAUAAUCGAAUGAAUUCAGCACGUGGUAGUAUUUCAUUAGCUAAUUGUGAGCGAUCUAAAUCAACUUGUAGUACAGUUGUAGAUAGUGUCCCUGAUACACCAAUGAAUAUAUCUAGUAAAAUUCAUACAGUUAACACUAUAACAACUAUCACUACUGCUACUACUGUUAGUACUACUACUAGCAAUAAAACCAUUAAUACUGAUAUACCAUCGUCGACAACUUUCACACUUGUUGGUACAACCAACAGCGAUACUACUCGUACUACUAACAGUAAUAAUAAUGAUAAUAUGAUCAAUAUUAUCAAAGAAACUACAACAACACUUCCAUCUUCUGGUUUAUUAAGAUCGGCAACAAUAUCUGUUUCACCGCAAAUUCGACCUACAGGAACCCUGCUUACUGGAGCCUUACCUUUGUAUACUCCAUAUCGACAGAAUCAAGGAUUUAGUAAAGACAAUGCAAAUAUUGAAGAAACUCCUAUUAAUACCAGUUCUGAUAUCACAAUUUCUUCAUUACAUGGAUCUGAUAAACAUGACAAAAUGCAUAAAAGACAUAAUCCUGUAAUAUAUGAAAAAUCAACUAAUAUAAAAUCUAGUAUGAGGCUUCAAGAUUUAGCUAAACCAGUUAUUGAACCAACUAUCACUACAGCAUCUCAAAUAUCUAAUCCACCAACUACUGGAAUAGCCAUUACUACCAGUACUACUACUACUAUUACUAAUGUUAUUACUUCUACUAGUAAUAGUAUCAAUGUGAAUGAAGCUUCACCUUCAUCGUCAUCAUCUAUUGUACGUGGGAUUAAAAAAUUAUAUUCUUCAAGUGGUCAACAUUCGAUUUCUCCAUCUACAAUCGCUUCAUCGAUUACAACAUCAAAGUUGUUUCACUCAUCUGACAAACAAAACGCUCCAAAUACAUCAUCUACUGAUUCUAAUACAAAUACAGCUUUGUCAAGUUUAAUAAUUGGACGUCGUAAACCUAUUGGGCGAUUAUUGGCUUUACAUCAAACUACAGAGGCUUCAGAUAAUGUAUCCCCUGUGAAUCCUACGAAUUUAGAUCAAUAUAGUUUUAUUGAUAAUGAUUUGCCUGAUUCUUUAAAUGAUUCAUGAAUUCAAAGAAAUAAUGAAUUUUUGUUAUCAAUGAUUGAAUCAUAAAUUGUCUUCCAUAUUCAAUGAUAUUAAUGCAUUUCAAUGAAAUAAUCCCUGAAUACACCUAUAUAUAUAUAUAUAUAUAUAUACAUAUAAUCUCAUGAAUUGAUUCUUCAACUCUCGUCUAAAUCAUCGGAAAGAUUACUACUACUGCUACUACUACUACUACUACUACUACUACUACUACUACUACUACUACUACUACUACUACUACUACU
Messenger RNA from Schistosoma curassoni, 4078 nucleotides. NCBI's taxonomy places the organism in Eukaryota, Metazoa, Platyhelminthes, Trematoda, Strigeidida, Schistosomatidae. The record is from the annotation of a GenBank genome assembly.